UACAGCGGUGGCUUGCCGUCUCACCCUCAGUCACAGUUAUUUGUAUGAGUUCUACAACAGGGAAGGGCAUGGUAGUAUGGACUGAAGUUUGAAAGCCCCCUAUGUGUACACUACUACUACUACUACUACUACUACUACUACUACUAUCUUUCUCCUGUUGCUAUUUCCGCAUGGUGACAGAGAGAGAUCUGUAGCGAUGGAGGAUUUCUGGGCCAUUGUCCUGGCAGGGCUGAAGGUGUGGGUCUGCCUCAUUGUGGCUCUUCUCAUGGUGCCUGCAAUGUUUGGCUUCUCCCUGGGCAUCUCCGAGACAUACAUGAAGAUCCUGGUCAAAAUCUUGGAGUGGGCCACGUUGAGGAUCAAAACAGUCAACAAAGCGGAGCGGAUGAUCCAAUCCUCCUCAUUCAAUAGCCUCGUCCAGAGGGAUGAUGGUUCUAUGGAGGAGGAGCUGAGGGGGUUAAGGCGCAGUCGCCCCAAACCACCAGUGGGGGGAGACUUCACCCUCAGCGACUGUUUCUACUUCUACAGACGAGGCAUCGAGGAUAUCAUAGAGGAUGAGGUGACCCAGCGGUUUUCGUCAGAGGAGCUGGUGUCGUGGAACCUGCUAACUCGGACCAACAUCGACUUCCAGUACAUCAGCCUCAAACUGACCAUGGUCUGGGGCCUGGGCGUGUUCAUACGCUACUGCAUCCUGACUCCGCUCAGGAUCAUGCUGGCGUCUAUAGGCCUGACCUGGCUGGUGAUAGGAACCACUGCUGUAGGAUUCCUCCCUAACUGGAGGCUCAAGUUCUGGCUGAGUGAGUGGGUCCAUGUGAUGUGCUACAGGAUCUGUGCUCGAGGCCUCUCCUGCACCAUCCACUACCACAACAAAGAAAACAGACCCAGAAAAGGAGGAAUCUGUGUGGCCAAUCACACCUCCCCGAUUGAUAUUGUCAUUCUCUGCAACGAUGGGUGUUACGCCAUGGUGGGCCAGUCACAUGGGGGUCUGAUGGGAGUGCUGCAAAGGGCCAUGGCGAGGUCCUGUCCUCACAUCUGGUUUGAGAGAGCUGAUAUGAAAGAUCGCCACCUAGUGACCAAAAGGUUGAGGGAUCACGUGAAUGACAAGACUAAGCUUCCUAUAUUGCUCUUUCCGGAAGGGACCUGUAUCAACAACACAUCUGUCAUGAUGUUCAAAAAGGGAAGUUUUGAAAUCGGAGGAACGAUAUACCCGGUAGCCAUCAAGUAUGACCCUCAGUUUGGGGAUGCGUUCUGGAACAGUGCCAAGUACAACAUGGUGAGCUACCUGCUCAGGAUGGUGACUAGUUGGGCUAUAGUCUGUAACGUCUGGUACCUGCCAGCCAUGCACCAACAGGAAGGGGAGGAUGCUGUCCAGUUUGCCAACAGAGUCAAGUCUGUCAUCGCACAUCAGGGGGGACUAGUGGACCUGUCCUGGGACGGAGGCCUAAAGAGGGCUAAGGUGAAGGACACGUAUAGAGAGGAGCAGCAGAAGAAGUACAGCAGCAUGGUGGUGGGUAGCGAGGAGGGCCGCAGCGGUAACAGUGACUGACGCCCUCCUCUAACAUGUGAAAAGGGCAGCUCGUUCUCGAGCAACCUACAUCGCGACCGCUGGAGACGGGAGUUUUACUUUGGCAGGGGUCACGUCGCAUUUCGGUUUCUCCCAUGAUCACGCGGCGUGAAUACAUUUUAGCUUUCACAGUGUACAGAAGGUGGGCGUAGGCCCAUCCAAAAGCUCUUAUCUGGGAGUUUGGAAAGGAGCUUGGCCAUCACUGCCUGAAUACUGCACUGCUGACGACCCCGGACUAGACUGCCAUCGAGUGAAUGAACCGUUUUAAAGUGCGUUGCGGACUGUAGAGGGUUAUAACUGAUUAGCCAAUUGCAUUACAAUUACUCUCGUCUACUGUGACAACACAGUGAAGCGGAACUGUAAAGGAGAUGAGGUGGUAGGUCCAAUAGCAUCCGUUUGGGAUUUUGAAUAGCUCUUUCUUGUUCUGCUAUAAAACACUGUUCUAAUUCUCUGCUGGAAAAUUACUAUAAAAUCUUUGUGAAUAGUGCAAUUGUGACUGUAGAGACUUUUUGAUCACAAACUUCUAAAUGUCAGUGUUACGCGAUGACUAUCUGAGGUUAUUUUAUUUUGUCUUCGUGUUUUUUUUCCCCCCCUGUCAUUUAUGAUUGAAUGAGCUGCUGAAACGUUCAGAGCCAGUUGAUCAAUCCUGUUGAUCAACCAUUACUGCUAAUCGUUUGGAAAUAAACAUGAGCCCACA
This is a messenger RNA of Oncorhynchus tshawytscha (Chinook salmon), 2258 nucleotides long. Its product is annotated as glycerol-3-phosphate acyltransferase 3-like. Gene Ontology annotation, molecular function: glycerol-3-phosphate O-acyltransferase activity. The record is from RefSeq and is a predicted model, not a curated record. Gene Ontology annotation, cellular component: endoplasmic reticulum. Lineage: Eukaryota; Metazoa; Chordata; Actinopteri; Salmoniformes; Salmonidae. Gene Ontology annotation, biological process: triglyceride biosynthetic process. Bases 197 to 1543 code for a protein of 448 amino acids. The transcript is spliced from 14 exons.